Molecule: messenger RNA, 1779 nt
Organism: Abrus precatorius (Indian licorice)
Lineage: Eukaryota; Viridiplantae; Streptophyta; Magnoliopsida; Fabales; Fabaceae
Product: exocyst complex component EXO70B1-like
Exons: 2
Coding region: 1-1779 (592 amino acids)
Biological process (GO): exocytosis
Cellular component (GO): exocyst
Molecular function (GO): phosphatidylinositol-4,5-bisphosphate binding
Source: RefSeq, a predicted model, not a curated record
AUGGAGAACAUAGCAUUGGACAUUAUUCACCGAUGGAACUCCGAGGAAGUUCGGCAGAAGAUGAUCUUCGCCGGCGAUCGGCCAGAGGCGGAGGGCUACCUCCAAGCCGUCGACGUAAUUCAGCGCUCAUACGACGAGGCCGCCAUCGCCAUCGCCAUGUCACGCUUGCAAAACGAAUUCCGUAACUUUCUCAUCUUCCACACCAACCCCUCUUCUUCCCCUCACCAUCCCAGCACCACCGAAGAAGAAACGAAACACCGAAACGGUUUUGGUUGCUUCUUAAAUCUCCGCUUCAACGCUUCAACUUCAGCAAAACGACAGGAUGCUGUUAAUGAUCGUAAGCUUCUUCGCUUUGUCGAGAUAACUUACGAUGCUAUCUACGACCUGCGUUGCAUCGCGGAAAGGAUGAUAUCAUCUGGAUACUUGUGCCACUGCGUCCAUGUUUAUGCCAGCGUUAGGAAAUCUGCCAUUUUUGCCAAUUUCCAGAGGUUGGGCAUAGGUGAUGUGAAGCUUCCGGUUAAGGCCAAGAUCCAGCGCUGGAUAAACACUUCUACGGUCUGUGUUAGGACCUUGUUUGCCAGCGAGAAGAAGCUUUGCGAGCAAAUCUUUGAUGGGGUUGGUUCUGAAAUUGAUCGUGCUUGCUUCAUGGAAACUGUGAAGGAACCUGCCAUUCAGCUUCUCAACUUUGCUGACGCUACUUGCAAAAGCCCCACCACAUCCCCUGACAUGCUGUUCAUGAUUCUAGACCUGUAUGAAGCUUUGUCUGAUUUCCAUGAUAUCUUUAACUUCAAAUCCGGCGAGUCCAUACGUGUUACAGCUGCUGAGGUUCUGCCUCGGUUGGCCGAAACUGUAAGAGAGACUUUGUCUCUGUUUAAAAAAACCGUGGUUGAGGACAAGUCUAAGGAUGUUGUCCCUGGGGGAGCAAUUCACCCCUUCACCACCCAUGUCAUGAAUUAUUUAAAUUUUAUCUCUAAUUACAAGAAAACUAUGAAUGAGCUUAUAGUGUCUAACCCAUCAUUAUCAUUAUCAACUGGGUCUAUUUUUGACUUGGAAUUGGCUUACAUCUUAGAUCAGGAAGCUGGUAAAACCCCGUUCGGUAUUCACUUGAUUUGUUUUAUUGAGAUGUUGCAAUAUAAGUUGAAGGGUAAGUCAAAGCAAUAUAAGGACUCAUCUUUGUCUCAAGUGUUCAUGAUGAACAAUAACCACUACAUUUUUAAGAAGGUAGAAGGGUGUUCUGAAUUGAUGGACAUAAUUGGAAAUGAUUAUUUGGAUAAGCUGAAGCAGAAAUUCCAUGAGGCCAGCGAAAACUACCAAAAAGCAACUUGGGAGAGGGUGUUGGGUCGUUUAAGUGAGUUUUUUCUUGUUAAUGAAAGUAUGAUAAAAACCGACAUAACGGCCUUCAAUAUCAUGUUUGAGAAGGUUAGAAGGAGUCAUGGUGGUUGGGUAAUACCGGAUUUGCAACUGAGGAAGGAACUUCGAAUGUCUAUAUUAGUGAAACUGCUCCCAGCAUAUAGUGCAUUUAUUAGGCGGAACUCACGCCUCUUUCAGAAAGGAUAUUUAGUGAAAUACCUUGAGUAUUCUCUUCAGGACUUGGAGGACACUGUCUUGAAAUUUUUCGAAGGAACCCCUGUUUCCAAACACUCCAGGAGGAGAUACACUGAUCGAGUCAAAUUUCUUGCAGACAUUGUAUCUUCGCCAGCCCAAUCUAGUGACGAAGAACUUAUCAGUGACUCACUCCAUGCCACCUGCGGUUCAGUGUGCUCGGAGAGUAGCAGCUGA